Molecule: messenger RNA, 669 nt
Organism: Penicillium lagena
Lineage: Eukaryota; Fungi; Ascomycota; Eurotiomycetes; Eurotiales; Aspergillaceae
Product: DJ-1/PfpI family protein
Exons: 2
Coding region: 1-669 (222 amino acids)
Source: RefSeq, a predicted model, not a curated record
AUGGCCGGAAAUCAAGCAUAUGAUGAACCUCUCCGGUUCGGGGUGGCCUUGUUCCCCGGCUUCCAGGCCCUAGAUGUAUUCGGUCCCUUGGACUGCAUCAAUGUCCUCUCACGGACCGACAGCCACAGGCUCUCCCUGUCUAUACUCUCCUCGACCUUGGAGCCCGUAACGACAAAGCCGCCCGGUUUCCCCGAUGCGAUCGGCCAAUCCGUCGUUCCAACUCAUACCUUUGCUACCGCACCGCCACUGGAUGUACUGUUCGUCCCGGGUGGUCGGGGUACACGCGGCUCUAGUUCCGUAGUUCAAGAACUCAUCGCAUUCAUUAAGACCACAUACCCGCAGCUCAAGUACUUGAUUACCGUCUGCACUGGCUCCGGGCUCGCGGCGCGGGCCGGCGUGUUGGACGGGAAACGCGCCACGACCAAUAAAAUGGCGUGGCGGGAGAUCACGGCCUGGAGACCCCAGGUGAUUUGGGUCCCUCGCGCCAGAUGGGUUACGGAUGGGAAUAUCUGGACAUCUUCUGGGGUCAGUGCUGGGAUUGAUGUGACGCUAGCUUGGAUUGAGGAGGUGUUUGGCAUGCAGACGGCAAAGAAGAUUGCCGAUGGGAUAGAGUAUACUCGACACGAAGAUCCGAGUCUAGAUCCCUUUGCUGGGUUGCAUGGUCUGUGA